Molecule: messenger RNA, 1312 nt
Organism: Cucumis sativus (cucumber)
Lineage: Eukaryota; Viridiplantae; Streptophyta; Magnoliopsida; Cucurbitales; Cucurbitaceae
Product: probable serine/threonine-protein kinase PBL25
Exons: 4
Coding region: 146-775 (209 amino acids)
Biological process (GO): protein phosphorylation
Molecular function (GO): protein tyrosine kinase activity; ATP binding
Source: RefSeq, a predicted model, not a curated record
GUUUUGGCUCUCUGUGCCGUCCGGCGUUGAAGAACAAGUCUCCUUCUUCUCUUCAAUCAUUUCUUUACUCUCCUCUUUAACUUCUCCCCUAAACUUUGCACAUACCACAACACAAUCUCUCUCUAAACUGAUCUCUUCACAACAAAUGGCCAACUUCUUCCCCGUUUCUUCGCCGGCGGUUUCUCCGCCACCGAGCCGGAGCAAUCGAUGGUUAGAAUAUGUUGUCGGAGUGGGGGUGGUGGCGUCGUUAGGCGCAUUGCUAUUUUGUGUAUUUCGCAGGAGAAUUAUGCGGAAACUUCGGGAAGGGCUGGGGCGAAGCCGUAAGGGAAGUGUGAAGGAGGAGAAGUUGAAGCUGAGAAGGUUUGAAUUUGAGGAAUUGGAGAAGGCAACGAAGAAUUUCAGUGGGGAAUAUUUGUUGGGAGCUGGCUCGUUUGCCAGUGUUUAUAAAGGUGUUUUUGAGAGUGAAGGGGAAAUUGUGGCUAUAAAAAGACCUCAUGCUGAUUCCUAUACAUCUCUUGAUGAAUUUCGAAAUGAAGUGAAGCUGUUGUCAUCAGUAAAGCACAAGAACUUGGUAGCUUUGGUGGGAUACUGUGAAGAAACUACAGGAAAUGGACGAGAGAGAAUAUUGGUAUAUGAAUAUGUACCAAAUGGAUCGCUACUAGAUUACAUGAUUGGUCGUGGAGGAAGAAGCUUGACUUGGAGACAAAGAGUUAAUAUAGCUAUUGGAGCAGCUAAAGGUAUGCAUUUCUUACUCAAAAUACUAGAAUACACCUGAGUAUCACUCGUUGUAUAGUACGACCAACCUAAGAAAAAUAAUUACAUUUUGUGUUGGGGAAGGGAUUGGUCACCUGCACAAAGGGAUGAGGGCAAGCAUAAUCCACAGGGACGUAAAGCCAAGCAAUAUAUUGAUUGGAGAUGGAAUGGAGCCGAAGGUUUGUGACUUCGGGCUGGUGAGAUCGGGCCCUGUUGGUGACCGGUCGCACGUUAGCAGCCAGAUCAAAGGCACGCCGGGCUACUUGGACCCUGCUUAUUGCUCAACCUUUCACUUGACUCCUUUCAGCGAUGUAUACAGCGUUGGCAUUAUUCUUCUUCAACUCGUUUCUGCCCGUCCAGUUCUUGCUUCCAACCAGCCCCUCCCUGAUUCUCACAUUGUUCGAUGGGUAACCAACCUUUUUGUUGAAUUUCGUUUGAAUUUUAGAUGAAAAAUGAGACUUAAAACGGGUAUGCCAGUAACCAAAAGGUGUUCCGAUAUUAGAAUUACAGUUUUCAUUUUAAACCUCAGUUUCCAUCCAAUAUUCUAAGUUAUAACAUG